AUGGCCUGCACCAGGUUGAAUGCCUAUUAUAUACCAGUGUACACUGCCAUUUCCGUUUUUAUCCUAAUCGGUCUUUAUUACAUUCUCAGCGGUGAAGGUCAUAGAUUCGACAUAGGAUGGGUUUUGGCGGGAACAUCACCAUAUCUAUGGGCUGCAAUGGGUGUUGGAUUGGCUAUCUCUUUGUCUGUCGUUGGAGCUGCUUGGGGUAUUUAUAUAACCGGCUCUAGUAUUCUGGGAGCUGCUGUUAAAGCACCUCGUAUCCGGACAAAAAAUUUGGUCAGUAUUAUUUUUUGUGAAGCUGUCGCCAUUUAUGGAAUCAUUACAGCGAUUGUUAUGCUAAGUCAAAUCGGAUCUUACAAUCCAGUUGGCGCUAGCGAGAGCAUAAUUCGUCAAGCACAUCGAGCUGGUUUUUCAAUGUUUGCAGCUGGUCUGACUGUCGGUUUCUGUAAUCUGAUAUGCGGUGUCUGUGUUGGUAUGGUUGGUUCAGGUGCAGCUUUGGCGGACGCGGCAAAUUCUGCCUUAUUCGUUAAAAUACUCGUUGUGGAGAUAUUCGGUAGUGCUAUUGGUUUAUUUGGUAUCAUUGUGGCUAUUCUUCAGAUUUCUGGGAAGAAGAUUUCCGAUAAAGGUUAA
This is a messenger RNA of Trichobilharzia regenti, 630 nucleotides long. The record is from the annotation of a GenBank genome assembly. NCBI's taxonomy places the organism in Eukaryota, Metazoa, Platyhelminthes, Trematoda, Strigeidida, Schistosomatidae.